Molecule: messenger RNA, 1762 nt
Organism: Colletes gigas
Lineage: Eukaryota; Metazoa; Arthropoda; Insecta; Hymenoptera; Colletidae
Product: zinc finger protein 33B-like
Exons: 6
Coding region: 281-1243 (320 amino acids)
Biological process (GO): regulation of transcription by RNA polymerase II
Cellular component (GO): nucleus
Molecular function (GO): RNA polymerase II transcription regulatory region sequence-specific DNA binding; DNA-binding transcription factor activity, RNA polymerase II-specific
Source: RefSeq, a predicted model, not a curated record
CGCGACUUUCAACAUAAUAAAAUGGCCGAAAACUGAUUUUUCUUUGCGGACGUGCGUUGUAGGAAAUUUUUAAAGUUUAUUCGCGAACAAAUGACACAGAUCGAAAAAACAAUAAUGUUCUAAAGGAACGGGAAUUGUAUCAUCACGAUUCGUGGCUGGUCGAGCACGUUUAUCGCGAUUUGGAUUGCACGGUGGGAGGAAUUUAUAUAUUAUAGUUAUCUGGCGUUGAAACGUCCGGUAAAUUUCUGAUGGUUUUUUCGAAAUAAAACUUCGCGCUUAAAUGAGUGCUAAAAGGCAGAAUAAGUGUGUUUUGUGCGACUCGAAAUUAGAAUCCAAGGAAGCCUUGCAGGCACACUUUAGAAAGCAUGCCAACAAAGAAAUAGAUACUCGUGGCAGAAUUGUGAAAACCAACAAAAAAGCAGACACCCAGUGCGAUAUGUGCGGACAAACGUUUGAUUCGAUCACUGCGACGAUAAGGCAUAGAUUUAAAGUUCAUCCAAAUUCACCGACGAAAUUUUAUUGUCAUUAUUGCGGAAUGCAGUUUCCUUUAAAGACGCACAGGGAUAAUCAUCAAGCAUCGCACGAUUCGUCCGAAAGUGAAAGGAAAGAACAACACAAGAAGUGCGAAGAUUGCGAUGUAUUAUUCUAUAACGAGAAAGCUUUAGAUUAUCACUAUCGUUCGAUACAUAAGAGAAUGGUACAUCUUUUCCAACCGAUUGCAACACCGCCUCCUAGCAAUAAAAUCAAAGUGAACUCUAUGAACGAUGCUCUCAGCGUAUAUUACUGUCAUUUAUGCGGCGCUGAGUAUAUUAUAAAAUUCAAUCUACAGCAACAUUUGGAACGAGCUCAUACUCAAGAAGAAAGGGAAGCCGUUCCGGAAGACUUAAUAAAAUGUACAGUAUGCGCUGCAUUAUUUUGUAGUAAAAAAGCAUACGAAGUGCAUAACAGCUAUCACCAACCGGACGAUUUAUAUGUAACAUCGGAGGAACAAAGAUUACAAACAGUAACUAAAGUAGAUCAAGAUUUUGAUAUUAGACGGGUAGAAGGGGUAGCCGAUAAGUAUGUUCCAAAAAUUAAUAUGGCUAAAAGACCUGCUAAGAAUGGUAAAAAGACUAAAAAGAUACAGAAAGUAGAAGUAAAGGAAACGGAAAAUUAUCCGUCUUCUGAUGACGAACCCACCGUUACUAACGAAUCUAGCGAUUCGGAUAGCGAUCUUCCAUUGAAACAAAGGAUCUGCAGCUAACAGAAAUCUUUUGUUUAUAAAAUAUUUCCAUACAUUUGAAAGUUUCCAAAUAUCACAACCGUCAUUGUGAAGUUUUCAUUGUAUUUGUUUUAAAUUUUAUGCACGCAUAAGACACAAUUGUAGAUGAUAAUCUCUAUAUUAGUAUUUUUCUAUUAAUAUAUACAUGUAUUUUGGUUUAGUUUUUUGUUGGCGGCAUCUUUCAGUAAAUCAAUUGGUUUGAAGGAAUUAGAAUCCAAAUAAAAUUUGGACUUGAAAAUUGAAUAUGUCUCUACUAAACGGACUCUGAUUAACGACAAGUGUUGAUUUUCAGUUCUAUGUAACUGGCAUAAAUAUUACAAUUUGUUUCUUAGAUCGAGCGUAUAAUUACAUGGGUUUUAAAUAUUAUUGAUUUUAUAAUAAACAAUAUCGCAAUUACACGAAGUAUUUUACGAUUUCAUUUUCUCUACAGAAUCGAGCAUGAACAUGAAUUGUACAAUUAAACCUAUGUAUGUUUAUAUAGAAACCAGAUCGGUAGUCAAC